AUGUCCGACAAAAGCCUGUCUCCGCUCGGCACCAGUCCACUCACCCACUACUCCUCCCAACCAUCUUCCUCUUCCCCAGGCACACUCACCCAGCCCGCCAUCGUCGACACAAUCCUCGAAGAAGACAGCGAUGCCGAGCAAGACGACAACGUCAGCCAUCCUCUUGCAAAGCCGGGGGCCAGGACCGGCAGCACCAGCUCUUCCUCAAGACCACCCUAUCGCCUCGUCCGCAACUUCUCUCUGAUCCUGCCCGAUACCGGUGAGCGCGUGCGCAGGCAAAUCACGCUUGAUCCGUUCGACUCCGUGCCCGACGGGCCCAGUUCAGGCAGACAGCUGCUCAUGGACGACGACGAAGACACGCAGAAUCACUACACCGACGCGGACGAGAGCGCGGCCUUGCUCAGCAGCCCGCACCCCGAUCAGGGUCACACUCGACACCGGCUCAUCAGAUCGCUGAACAAGAUCUCGAGCGCCUGCGACAGCGCGGGCAAAUACCUGCUCACUUUCUCGGUCAUUCGCUGGAUCUACCUUUAUGUCUUUUUCCAGCAGUUCAGUCGCCCGCUCAAAUGCGCUCUGACAUACUACAUCGCCUCCUUCGCCGUCUUCUCAUCAACAAUAUCCCAGCAUCUCGGUUCCGGCGACGGCAAGCAUCUCACCGCUACCGUCACCGUCUACUUCCACCCGUCCCGGACGCUCGGCAGCAUGAUCGAAGCCACCAUGUUUGCCGAAAUCGGUCUCUUCUACGGCGUCUUUCUCUCCUUUUGCGCAAUGCAUACCUCUGCGUUUUUCAAGUCUCUCGACCUUCUCCCGCUCGGACACGCCAUCGUCCUCGUCGUCUUUGGCGCCGGCGGUCUAGGAUCUAUCGCGCUCAUGAAGCGUAAAGUCGACAAACAGACGUUCAACACCGCAUGCUCGCUCGCAUCCACCCAGUUCGUCCGCAUCCUAGUACGCGAAGGCGCGGUGCAGCAGGGUGUCGUUGCGUUUGGCAAAAUGUGGCAGGUAACCGCCAUCGUGCACCUCGGCAUCUUAAUCUCCGCCACAGUCUGCUUCCUCAUCUUUCCCACCUCGGCCAUCACAAAACUGAAAAAGGGACUCAAUCAGCUUAUGGACACAUACUCCCACAUGCUCUCCAUCGUAGCCCGAAGCUUCCUAGCCGGCACCGACGUCACAAAGACCGAAAUCGAAGAACUCUUCAAGAGCGCGCGCGGCCUCGUCGUCUCGCUCGACGGUGCCUUGCAGGAAUCGAAAUUCGAGCAUUUCCUGCGCGGCACAGAGGCAGAGUAUUUUCUCCAGGCGAGGCUGGUCAAGUCGGUCCAGAGUCUGAUGCAGCAUAUCGGUGGUCUGCGAAGUUCGCUGGUUAUGGAGUGGUCGUUGACUAAUCUGGAUCAUCGCCAGACGCGAUCCUCGUGUGCCGAGAUUUUUGAUAUUUUUGUUUAUUACUUGGGGCCUCCAAUGAAAUCACUCACGUUCACAGUGAAGAGUAUCAUGGAAGCACUGCCAUUCAGUGAUGAGACAAACGAGUUACAGCUGAAUGCAAAGUUCGCUGGCAGUCUCGAAGCCGCACUUGAUCUCUUUUCCAGCGCACGCACUAAGGCUCUUCGUGAGAUCUACUCCCAAGAAGUCUUCACGCAAGCCGACCGCGAGACAAUCGCGAUCCAUCUCGAGAAAGUCGCCGCCACGUGCGGCCAGUUCUCGCACGGGCUCGAGGAUCUAGCACGGGAAGUAGUAGAGAUAAUCGAGAUCAUGACAGAGUACGAUGACUAUGUCUCGAAAGGACGACCAAAGUCGUGGCAUUGGUUGAUGUUUUGGCGCGCGAAUCCGACAAACGUGAUGAGUGUCUCGGAAGUGGAAGAGGAGGAAGUGACGGUCCCACCCAAGCUCGCGCAUCUGUUUAGCGAAAGCAACGUUGAGAAGUACACAAACGAGGAAGGUCAUAUUCCUUGGUCGCUUCGCCUGUGGCGCUCUUUGCGACUCUUCCGCAGAACAGAUGUGCGGUUCGGCAUCAAAGUUGGGCUCGGCGCGCUGUUCUUCCUGAUCCCGGCCUAUUUGAACGAGACCAAGGAUUUCUUUAGACACUAUCGAGGCGAGUGGGGGUUGGUUGCUUUUGUGCUUAUGAUGAACAUCUCGAUCGGUGGCACGACCAAUACGAUCGUCUAUCGGCUGUCGGGAACUUUUAUGGGCUGCUACUCUGCCUGGCUAGUGUGGUACUUCUUUGGCGAUAGCAGGACAGCGCUGUCAUUAACAGGCUUCUGCAUCGCUUUCGUAUGCUUCUGCAUCAUAUUAGGCUGGAAGCAGAACAGUGCCUUUGGACGAUUCAUCCUUCUGGCAUUUAAUUUGACGGCGUUGUAUUCUUAUAGCUUGUCGCAGAACGACAUCGACGACGGAAAUGAGGACGAAGGAGGCGUGAAUCCGAUUGUGUCUGAGAUUGCCUUCCAUCGGUUGGUUUCCGUGUCGUCUGGAAUCCUGGUCGCGAUCUUUGUGACGAUGUACAUCUGGCCCAACAGUGCACGCCAAGAGCUCAAGCGGAAACUAAGCAUCCUCUGGAUCCGCAUGGGUUUAAUCUGGAAAUGCGAUCCACUCAGCAGCCUUACGCAUGUCGGAGAAGCGCCAAAGCCAUACGUGACUAUUCAGGACGAGCGGAAACUGCAGAAGUCGCUGCUCAAGUUGCAGGGACUGGUCGGUGCUGCUUCGAAUGAGUUUAGACUGAAAGGGCCGUUUCCGUCGAAGAAUUACGAUUUUAUUUUGAAGACGACGCAGGGGAUUCUGGACGCGUUCCACAACAUGAAUGCUAUGAUCAUCAAGGACUUGAACGCGUCCGAAAGAGAGGCGGAGAUUAUUAGAUACACAGUCGAAGAACGAUCCGAGCUGGGCAACCGUCUUUUCCUUUUAUUCUACUUGCUUGCAUCCGGGAUCCGACUGGGCCUCCCGAUUCCAAACCAUUUGCCAAACACGGUGCAUGCGCGCGACAGGAUGAUUGUAAAAAUCAACGAGUACCGGAUGAAGUCCGUCAGCCAGAACGCGGGCACGGACGACGACUUUGUGCUUUUCUACAGUUUCAUUCUGGCGACUAUGGCGAUAAACGACGGCUUACUGCAGAUCAUCGCCGCGCUGCAGGAGAUCUACGGGGCCAUAGAGGAGGAGACCCUGUCGAUUUGA
Molecule: messenger RNA, 3156 nt
Organism: Myxozyma melibiosi
Lineage: Eukaryota; Fungi; Ascomycota; Lipomycetes; Lipomycetales; Lipomycetaceae
Product: Fusaric acid resistance protein-like-domain-containing protein
Exons: 9
Coding region: 1-3156 (1051 amino acids)
Source: RefSeq, a predicted model, not a curated record